ACAAGAUGGCGUUUGGUGGAAACGUGUGUUAGCAGAGUGUCUUUGUUGUGUUUUUAAAGUGUGAACAUGUCUAAAGUCCAAAUGCUGAGAUCGUUGGUGAAGCAGCGACUAACUGCGGCUGCUGAAGAGAUAUUUGGGCUGGUUGAAAGAACGAUAGCAGAGUACGAGGAGGAACUUUGUCGAUCAAAAGAGGAGAACGAGCGACAACGGAAACUACUGGACGCUGUUUUCAAUCCUCAGCUUCGGUUACACAGAACAGAUGUCCAGCAGCUGUUGGUGGUUAAAGAAGAGAUUCCCCCUGAGCAGCAGGAGUGGAGCUCCAGUGUGGACCAGGAGGACCCAGAGCCUCCACACAUUAAAGGGGAACAGGAGGAACUCUGGAUCAGUCAGGAGGGAGAGCAGCUUCAAGGGCUGGAGGAGGAUGAUAUCACCAAGUUCACAUUCACUCCUGUCCCUGUGAAGAGUGAAGAUGAUGAAGAGAAACCUCAGUCCUCACAGCUUCAUCAAAGACACACUGAGCAGAUGGAAACAGAGGGAGAGGACUGUGGAGGAGCAGAACCAGCCAGGAACUCAGAUCCAGAUACACAUUUACAACCAGAGACUGAUGACAAGACUGGAGCAUCUUCUGAACCUGAGACUGAUGACAGUGAUGAUUGGAAGGAGACCAGAGAACCUCAGUCAGGUUUAAUUUCUCUGAAAAAUGAUGAAGUCUCUGUCAGUGAUUUGAUUGCUGGUGAGAAACCAUUUAGAUGCUCUGAGUGUGGGAAAAGAUUUGGUCGAAAUCAUCAUCUGAAGGACCACAUGAGAUCUCAUACAGGAAAGAAACCAUUUAACUGCUCUGAGUGUGGGAAGCUAUUCAGUCGCAGUGGAGUCCUGAAGAUACACAUGAGAUCUCAUACAGGAGAAAAACCAAUUAACUGCUCUGAGUGUGGGGAACAAUUUAGACACAGUGGAAUUUUGAACACACACAUGAGAUCUCAUACUGGAGAGAAACCAUUUAGGUGCUCUGACUGUGGGAAACAAUUUUGUUACAGUGGAGGUCUUAAGAUACACAUGAGAUCUCAUACAGGAGAUAAACCAUUUAGAUGCUCUGAGUGUGGGAAAGGAUUUAGUCACAGUGGAGCUUUGAAGAUACACAUGAAAUGUCAUACUGGAGAGAAACCGUUUUGCUGUCCCGAAUGUGGGAGAGGAUUUCGUGAAAGAGGAAAUCUGAAAAUACACAUGAGAUCUCAUACAGGAGAGAAACCAUUCAGCUGCUCUGAGUGUGGGAAAAGUUUUCGUCAAUCUCAACAUCUGAAGAAACACAUGAAAUGUCAUGCAGUAGAGAAACCAUUCAGCUGCUAUAAGUGUGGGGAAAGAUUUGAUGACAGUGGAGUUCUUAAGGUACACUUGAUGUGUCAUACAGGAGAGAAACCUUUUAUCUGUUCAAUUUGUGGAAUGUCAUUUAGUCAAAGUGGAAAUUUCCUUGGACACAUGAGAGCUCAUGAAGGAGAAAAGUGAUUCAGCUUUCCAGUUUGAAAAAAACAAAUAAACCCUAAAACUUUUAUUUGGGAUAAAAUUGUAACAGCAACCAUGAGAACUCAUACAGGACAAAGACUUUUCAGCACCAGGGUUUGUAUGAACUCUUUAACACAGACUGGACAGUUACACAAACAUGUGAAAACCUGUACGGGAGAGAAACCUUUAUCUGCAUUGUUUGUCACCACGAAAGAUUCACUUGGCGGGGCAUCGGUGGCUUCGCCCCAAAAAAUAAUCUUUAAAAAAGAUUCACUUGGCCUGAACAACUCUGAAACCAUUAGUGUGCUAUUGGUCAGUCCUGUAACAGCCUCAUCAAACACAAACUGAGGAGAGCACAGAGGCAUAGCCUCCAGCCAGCAGCUCAGCUCCACAGAUGGAAACAGAAGUUGAAAGAGAGGACUCUGGAGGACCAGAAUCAGCCAGAUACACAUUUUCAACGUGAGACUGAUGACAAGAUGGAAGACUCUCCUGAUCCUGAGACGGAUGACAGUGAUAAUGAUUGGACGGAGAACAGAGAACUGCAGUCAACUUUAAACUCUCUGGGUUUAUCCCAAUAUCCCUCCUCGACUCCUCCGUCCUCUACUCUUGAUUACUUGACCCGGAAAUCGAUCGAUACCCACCAUCUUGUAGGAGGUUUCAGUUCGUUAAAUGUACUCCGAGGAGAUAGGAGGCUUUCAGGGGAGAGGGAAGCAAGGAUACAUGAGUGCAGCCUUCGCGGCAGUCUUUUACCAAACGACACACCACCCUGAUUAGAUAUCAGUUAUUGAUUGGACAGCUGAUCAGACUGAUCUGAUACACCCCAGCAUCACUCUAGUUUC
Epinephelus fuscoguttatus (brown-marbled grouper) is the source of this 2336-nucleotide messenger RNA. RefSeq names its product gastrula zinc finger protein XlCGF57.1-like. NCBI's taxonomy places the organism in Eukaryota, Metazoa, Chordata, Actinopteri, Perciformes, Serranidae. The record is from RefSeq and is a predicted model, not a curated record. Gene Ontology annotation, cellular component: nucleus. The transcript has 2 exons. Bases 67 to 1500 code for a protein of 477 amino acids.